Solenopsis invicta (red fire ant) is the source of this 998-nucleotide messenger RNA. RefSeq lists its product as uncharacterized. Lineage: Eukaryota; Metazoa; Arthropoda; Insecta; Hymenoptera; Formicidae. The record is from RefSeq and is a predicted model, not a curated record. The transcript is spliced from 2 exons. The coding region runs from base 567 to 914 and encodes 115 amino acids.
CAAACGGUAUGUAUGAAUAAUGCGCGGAAGUUUAGUUUGCGUUCCGAAAUUCACCAUUAGAGGCUCUGUCAUUGCAACUGUGGCAGCACGCGCUGGACAAGCGCGUCGCGCCAAGCCACUAGUCCAAUCACAAAACCGAACAGGCUUGCACAUGCGCACCGACAAGAGCGCUGCGAAGAGGAAGAACCCGGCCAACGAGAACUCUCUUUCUUCGCUUGGCCUUCUUCGUGCGUGGAUAGUGCUCUCACGUUGAUAUCGUAUCAGCAGUAUUAAUAUCCAAAUUGUGUAACAUUAAUGACAAUCAUCCAAAGAUCAACCAAAUAAACAUUACGGCGAGUAUACAAGACUGAAUAGUGAUUGUAUGAUAAAGAUAUUGAAUAAAAAGGCUAUCGUUUUUAACCAUAUAUAUCUUUCCGCACUCCCGCCAUUACGAUCACGCCACGUGUUCUAAAAAUAUAUAUCCACGUGUUCAAAAAUUAUAUGGUACGACGCCAUAUAAAUUGGUGACCGCCCGACGUGAUCGCGAGUGCUGAGGCAAAAAUACAAUCCGGGCGAAGCUUCCUACAAUGCCAGUCGACCGCUCACCGCCACGGAACAACACGAGCUCGGAGACGACUACCCACGACGCACCAGGUCCAUCGACGGAGGAUCGUUUCGCGAUGCCGCUCGCUAGCAAUCAUGAUGUUAACGGAAUAAGUGCCCACGCGCUGACGAACUUAAAAAUACCGCCUUUCUGGAAAGACGACCCAGCUCUCUGGUUUGCACAGAUCGAGAUGGCUUUCGAAAUAUCAAGAAUAUCGAGCGAUAAGACGAAAUUCAACUAUACGGUUCUAAAUCUCGACCAAUCUGUGAUGCCCUUCGUGUCCGACAUCGUGCGUAAACCGCCCGAGGAAAGGAAGUACGAAACCCUGUAAGGCUGCGUUCAGAUUCUCCACCCGCGAUACAUUUUGGAACGCACCUUUACGUCACCCACCCGUUUCACCCGGCUCAAGGACCCA